Messenger RNA from Cotesia glomerata, 2406 nucleotides. RefSeq lists its product as uncharacterized. The record is from RefSeq and is a predicted model, not a curated record. The coding region runs from base 1 to 2406 and encodes 801 amino acids. The transcript is spliced from 3 exons. NCBI's taxonomy places the organism in Eukaryota, Metazoa, Arthropoda, Insecta, Hymenoptera, Braconidae.
AUGGAUAAAGUAUGUCAAUAUUGUCAGGCGUUGAAAUUUCGAAAUGAAGCUGCCGGUAUGUGCUGCGCAGCAGGAAAAGUCGUGCUGUCACCUCUACCCGCUCCGCCAGAACCUUUAUUAUCCCUUCUUGCUGGGAAUUCAGAUGAUUCAAAAUUAUUUUUGCGUAAGAUACGCAAAUUUAAUUCUUGCUUCCAAAUGACGUCAUUUGGGGCAACUAAAAUUUGCGAUCUUGCAUCCGAUGGACGUAAUUUUGAAACUACAUUCAAAAUACAAGGCCAGGUGUACCACAAAAUUGGAUCAUUGAUGCCAAUGCCUGAUGAUAAUCCGAAAUUUCUUCAAAUUUAUUUUAUGGGCAAUUGUGAAGAGCGCGUAACUACUCGGUGCCAGUAUAAUUUCAUUGAACAAGCAGAGGAAAGAGCAAUUGUGAUAUUACUGGAAAAUUUUUUAGAAGAUCAGAAUCAACUACUUCAAUUAAUCAAAAGAGUUUCGCCACGAUUGCAAAAUGACAACUAUCAAAUCGUCAUAAAAGCCGAUAAAGUACCAUUAGGUAUACAUGCUGGUAGAUUCAACGCUUCAACUGUUGAUGAGGUUGCUGUUAUCAUGGUUAGUCAUCCAGUUGACAAAAUAUCUAUAAAAAUUACACGGCGUGACAACACUAUCAGUACGAUUUCGGAUCUACACCGUUCAUAUGAUGCACUACAAUAUCCAUUGAUAUUUUGGCAAGGACAGGAUGAAUAUCAUCUUAACAUCAAACAGUGUGAUCCUAAUACCGGUGAUUAUGGAAAUAAAAAAGUGAGCUCAAUGGACUACUACGCACACCGAAUAAUGAUUAGACUAAAUCAGGACAAUUAUAUCCUUCGAUAUCGUCAGCUAUUCCAUCAAUACAUUGUUGAUAUGUAUGCUAAGGUUGAAAGCGAACGCUUGCGAUUCAUUCGAUUCAACCAGGCUAAAUUACGAUCGGAAGAAUAUAUUCACUUACGAGAUGCUGUUGCUGGAAACAUCGACGGAAAUUUAAAUCCUAAUGACAUCGGUAAUGCUUUCAUUUUACCUUCAAGCUACAUCGGCAGUCCACGGAACAUGCAGGAAUACAUGCAAGACGCGAUGACUUACGUACGUCAUUACGGCCGACCGGAUUUGUUUAUUACAUUUACAUAUAAAAUCCGUCCAGAAGAAAUUGAUCAAAUAAUUUCAGCUGAAAUUCCAGACCCAUUAAUUGAUCCAGAAUUAUUUGAUGUUGUCACUAAACACAUGAUCCAUGGGCCAUGCAGUGCUUUUAACAUCACGUCACCAUGCAUGGAAAAUGGAAAAUGUAAGAAAAAUUUCCCAAAGCCGCAUACGAAUGACACUAUCAUGGAUAUUGAUGGUUAUCCUAUAUAUCCCCGCAGAAAUACUAAGAAUGGUGGCCACACAUUUACAAUGCGACUGCCGAAUUAUCCAAAUCAAGCAGAAUUUGAUAAUCAGUGGGUGGUACCAUAUUCACCAUUACUUUCAAAAACUUAUAAAGCUCAUAUCAACGUUGAGCUUUGCAGUUCUGUAAAAUCAAUUAAGUACAUUUGUAAAUAUGUAAACAAAGGCAGUGAUUUGGCCAUAUUUGAAGUACAAAAUAUAAAUAAAAAUGACGAAAUAGCACGAUACCAAAUGGGUAGAUACAUUAGCAGCAACGAAGCUAUUUGGCAUAUUCUCAGCUUUCCCAUACACGAAAGAGAUCCUUCUGUCCAGCAUCUAGCAAUACAUCUUGAAAACGGUCAACGUGUAUACUUCACUGAAGAAGAUCUUCUCCAAAGAGCGUUCGAGGCCCCAAAAACGACACUAACUAAAUUUUUUACAUUGUGUCAAAGAUUUGAUAUUUUUGGCCGAUUCGCAAAGACAUUGCUAUAUGGUGAUGUUCCGCGUUAUUUCACAUGGAGCAAAUCCAGUAAAAAAUGGGAACCACGAAAACAAGGAAAACGACAUCCUUCCAUUCCAGGUAUAUUCAAAGCUAAGACAUUGGGGCGACUUUACACAGUACAUCCAAAGCAACGUGAGUGCUUCUAUUUACGUUUGUUAUUGGUGAAUGUGCCUGGACCAACGUCUUUUGAAUUUCUGCGAACAGUUAAUGGUCGAGUAUUCAAUACAAACCAAGAUGCAUGUCGUGAACUGCAAUUGCUAGAAGACGAUAACCAUUGGGACUUAGCGCUUGCUGAUGCUGCGUUGACAUCAAUGCCCAAUAACGUUCGUCAGCUGUUUGCAAUUAUUUUGACGACGUGUUAUCCAUCGCAAGCACAAACUUUGUGGAAAAAAUAUAAAAAUUGCAUGACAGAAGACAUAUUGCACCGAAUUAGACAAACAGAUCAAUGCCAAAACAUAGAUUAUACGCCAGAGAUGUAUAAUGAAGCAUUGUGUUCUAAUUUCAAAUUUACCACUUAA